CUUUCCAGCCUGCUGGCGCUGCUGCUGUGGGGCUGCCUGGCGGCGGUGCGGGCUCAGUACAAUGGGGAGAAGGGCAUCUCCAUCCCGGACCACGGCUACUGCCAGCCCAUCGCCAUCCCCCUGUGCACGGACAUCGCCUACAACCAGACCAUCAUGCCCAAUCUGCUGGGGCACACCAACCAGGAGGACGCCGGGCUGGAGGUGCACCAGUUCUACCCGCUGGUGAAGGUGCAGUGCUCGCCGGAGCUCAAGUUCUUCCUGUGCUCCAUGUACGCCCCGGUGUGCACGGUGCUGGAGCAGGCUCUGCCGCCGUGCAGGUCGCUGUGCGAGCGGGCCAGGCAGGGCUGCGAGGCUCUCAUGAACAAAUUCGGCUUCCAGUGGCCGGAGAGCUUGCGCUGCGAGAAGUUCCCGGUGAACGGCGCUGGAGAGCUGUGCGUGGGGCAGAACACAUCUGACAAGGGUACCCCAACUCCUGCCCUGCCCGAGCUCUGGACCAGCAACCCCAACAUCCGCUCCCCCUACAGGGACAAGUUCACCUGCCCCCGGGCCCUCAAAGUGCCUGCCUACGUCAACUACCACUUCCUGGGCGAGAAGGACUGCGGCGCCCCCUGCGAGUUGGGCAAGGUCCACGGGCUCAUGUACUUCGCCUCUGAGGAGCUGCGCUUCGCCCGCAUCUGGAUCGGCAUCUGGUCGGUGCUCUGCUGCGCUUCUACCCUCUUCACCGUGCUGACCUACCUGGUGGACAUGAAGCGGUUCAGCUACCCCGAGCGGCCCAUCAUCUUCCUCUCGGGCUGCUACACCAUGGUGGCCAUCGCUUACAUCGCCGGCUUCCUGCUGGAGGACAAGGUGGUCUGCAACGACCGGUUCUCCGAGGACGGCUACAAGACGGUGGCACAGGGCACCAAGAAGGAGGGCUGCACCUUCCUCUUCAUGAUGCUCUACUUCUUCAGCAUGGCCAGCUCCAUCUGGUGGGUCAUCCUGUCCCUGACUUGGUUCCUGGCGGCUGGUAUGAAAUGGGGGCACGAAGCCAUCGAGGCCAACUCGCAGUACUUUCACCUGGCCGCUUGGGCAGUGCCGGCCAUCAAGACCAUCACCAUCCUUGCGGUCGGGCAAGUGGACGGGGAUAUCCUGAGCGGAGUGUGCUUCGUUGGGAUCAAUAACGUGGACGCCCUGCGUGGAUUUGUAUUGGCCCCGCUUUUUGUUUACUUGUUCAUUGGCACGUCCUUUCUGCUGGCCGGCUUUGUGUCCCUCUUCAGGAUUAGAACCAUCAUGAAACACGACGGGACCAAAACGGAAAAGCUGGAGAAGCUGAUGGUGAGGAUAGGGAUCUUCAGCGUCCUGUACACCGUCCCCGCCACCAUCGUCAUCGCUUGUUAUUUUUACGAGCAAGCGUUCAGGGAACAAUGGGAGAAAAGUUGGGUGAGUCAAAGCUGCAAGACCUAUGCCAUCCCUUGCCCCAGUACCAACCACCCUCCCAUGAGCCCGGAUUUUACGGUCUUCAUGAUCAAGUAUCUCAUGACUUUGAUUGUCGGAAUAACGUCCGGCUUCUGGAUUUGGUCGGGCAAAACGCUCAACUCGUGGAGAAAGUUUUAUACAAGACUCACCAACAGUAAACAGGGGGAGACUACAGUCUGA
This is a messenger RNA of Nanorana parkeri, 1635 nucleotides long. Its product is annotated as frizzled-1. Gene Ontology annotation, molecular function: Wnt receptor activity; Wnt-protein binding. The transcript has a single exon. The annotation marks the transcript as partial. NCBI's taxonomy places the organism in Eukaryota, Metazoa, Chordata, Amphibia, Anura, Dicroglossidae. Gene Ontology annotation, biological process: non-canonical Wnt signaling pathway; canonical Wnt signaling pathway. The record is from RefSeq and is a predicted model, not a curated record. Gene Ontology annotation, cellular component: plasma membrane.